AUUUUGUUCAAAUUAGUUUAAUAACACUGGUUUUGAUUUAUACCCCCAUUGCACAUUUUCCAUUUGAUUGUUUGUUUCAAUAUUCAUCGAUAAAGAUGAUAAUUAAGACCAUUUGGUCUUUAAUAAUAUAAACUAUUUUAUCCUAAGGAUAAAUUAUGAGAUAUAAGUUUUGCUCCAAAUUCUUGUUCCUGUUCGUUAUCUUUCUUGACCUGUUUUGUAGCAAUUCUCUCUGUGCUCCCAUUUCAGAUUUUGUUAAACCAGAUACACCCCCGAAGUUUUUUGCCAUAGAUAUUGAUGGUACAUUCUAUAUAAAUGAUGAAACAAAGUUUAAGAGAAACGUCAAAGCACUAAAACUACUCAAAGAUAAGAAUGUUACACCCUUUUUCUGUACAGGCAGAAGCUUCAAUGCCGUCAAAAAAAUCUUCGGUGCAGAGUUUCAGAAUGAAUCUUCAUACAAACUACUCCCAGGCAUAUAUUCUAAUGGCUCACUAAUUUACAACAGCUAUGGGAUUUUAAUACAUAAAUCGGUUUUCAAAAGUGAUUUUAUCGAAAAAUUCAUACAGUUUGUAAAUGAUAAAAGGUAUAGAAAUCAUGUCGUGUUUUUCGGUGUUGUAGAUAUAUUUUCACUCGAAUCUUCAGUGGAUCCUAAAGAUGAAUUAACACUAGAUCUAGACCCUAUUGUUAAAUCUGACGCUCAGAUUAAAAAUGAGGACAUCACUGGAAUUCGAAUUAAAAAAAUCGAUAUCACCGUUGCAGGUUCGUCUGAGGAUACAGAUUAUGUAAAAUUUGAUGAGGGAGAUGUUACUGUUUUAUUUCCUGAGAAAUCAUUAAAAGAUUUAUCCCUUAAAAAAUUAGUUGAAAGCAUGGGUGGUAAAAUAAGUGAGUGCACAUAUAUCGGCAACGAGCUAAAUGAUUUAAAAGUCAUGUCGUUCCCUGAUAUACUGUCGUUUGCUGUUGGAGAUGCAAUUGACAAGAUUAAGGAUAUAGCUAAGUGGGUGUUGGAUUUAAAACACGACGAGUGUGCCUUUGAGAAAGUUGUAGACCUCUUGUACGGUGAAGAAAGUUAACGUAUAUUUAUCGGAUCACUUCCAUUACAAAUCGAUAGAAUUUGUAGUAUAAAAAUGUAAAAUUAAAAUCUCAUUUAAAAUUUAAAAUUUAAAUUUUAAAGUUUAACAUUUCAGUCAUUACACGUUCC
Theileria parva strain Muguga is the source of this 1195-nucleotide messenger RNA. RefSeq names its product haloacid dehalogenase-like hydrolase. Lineage: Eukaryota; Apicomplexa; Aconoidasida; Piroplasmida; Theileriidae. The record is from RefSeq and is a predicted model, not a curated record. Bases 156 to 1067 code for a protein of 303 amino acids. Gene Ontology annotation, molecular function: phosphatase activity; magnesium ion binding. The transcript has 2 exons. Gene Ontology annotation, cellular component: cytosol.